Telopea speciosissima is the source of this 4187-nucleotide messenger RNA. Its product is annotated as mitogen-activated protein kinase kinase kinase YODA-like. Lineage: Eukaryota; Viridiplantae; Streptophyta; Magnoliopsida; Proteales; Proteaceae. Gene Ontology annotation, molecular function: protein kinase activity; ATP binding. The transcript has 13 exons. Gene Ontology annotation, biological process: protein phosphorylation. The record is from RefSeq and is a predicted model, not a curated record. Bases 910 to 3612 code for a protein of 900 amino acids.
GUCUCCCGAAACUGACCUUGGAAAUUCUCUAAAUCCUCAAUUUCGUUUACCCGUACUGUUAGGCUCAUAGGGUUUCAUUUUCCUCUUCUGGGUUAGACUCAAAGCCAGGAAGUAGACGGAUUUUGAGUUGCUGUCUACUUGAGGUUUGUGGAAUAAAAUGUUUGUCAUUGCAGUCACAUGAUCUUCUUCUUUCACUUUAUAAUUUAGGGCGAAGGGUUGGAUUCGUAGAUCUGUGUUGCAAUAUUGAGUUUAUUUAGUUGUGAUGCUUGAGAAGUUGAGUGGAUUAUGCAGCAGUCUGGUGCGUUGGUUUCCUAGUUUGAUAGUCGCAACCAAGAAAUAAGUCUAUGCAAUAUCUGGGUCUGAAAUGGAUUCAAUUGAAAUUAUUCUGAGCUUUCGGUAGAUUUUGUGACCUUCAUGGGAUUUAUAUGGUUUCGGCAGUGUGAGUUGAUUAUGGAACUGGAGAGAUCUCACUACUGGAUUGAGAGUCACCUUUCAUUUUCAUUGGAGAUAGGGUUUGACAUAUAGCAUGGUCUGGGGGCAUUGCAAAUAAAAAAUUAGAAGAUCAUCCCAUAAUCAAGUCCUUUGAUGGUUCGGGAAGAUUUUGAAUAGCAACUAUAUCUUUGUCGUCGAUGAAAUUAUCUAAGGAGGUUCUUAUUGUCACACGUUCUUUCUCAACUAAACUCUUAACCGUGCUUGUUCCAAGUCUAAGUUGGUUGGUGUUGUCGUCAAAAACUUCUUUUUUGAUGAGAAGGUCUUUAGAUGUAAACAAUUGGACCUUCUGAUUAUUUUCAAGAUUUCAUAUCUGAUCUGGUGGUACUUAAUUUAUUGGUAAUUUUGUAACUUCUAUCAGUUGAGUGUUAACUUGGAAGAACCCGUUGUCAUUUCUGUAAUUAUUUUUAACCUAAAAAUAUGCCUUCAUGGUGGGGAAAGUCUUCAUCCAAAGAAGUCAAGAACAAAAUGAGCAAGGAAAGUUUUAUUGAUACAUUACACCGAAAAUUUAAGAUUCCAUCUGAAGAAAAGGGUAAUAUUAGAUCAAGUGGAUCUCGUAGAUGGAGUAGUGAUACAGUUUCAGAAAAAGGAUCUCGAUCCCGUGCUGCAUCAAGAUCACCAUCCUCCUCCACACAAGUGUCACGAUGUCAAAGUUUUGCAGAAAGGCCUCAAGCACAACCACUUCCUCUUCCAGGGUUGCACCCUGCAAGCAUAGGACGGAUGGAUUCUGGAAUCAGUAUAUCUAUAAAAACAAAAUUGGAAAGAUGCUCUACGCCAUCGUUGUGUUUGCCACUCCCAAAACCUGGUUGUAUCCCACACAGGACAAAUGUAACGGAUGUUGAUGGAGAUUUGGCAUCUGCAUCUAUUUCUAGUGAUAGUUCAAUUGAUAGUGAUGAUCCAGUUGACUCACAUCAUCUUGGCCCACAGACAACUGACUAUGAAAGUGGGACCAGAACAGCGAACAGUCCAUCCAGCACGAUGCACAAGGAACAUUCGGCUAUCAUCACUUCAAAGAAUUCAAGAGAGGUGCUGAAUCCAACUAAUCCCUCGUUCAACAAUCAGAUACUCUCUACAUCACCUAAACGGGGACCCUUAAGCAAUUAUGCACCAAAUUUACAGAUUCCUUCCCAUGGUGCUUUUGGAAGUGCUCCAGACAGCUCGAUGUCAAGCCCUUCAAGAAGUCCUAUGAGAGCAUUUGGCACCGAUCAGAUUACUAGCUCUGCCUUCUGGGCAGGAAAGCCUUAUCCAGAUGUUUCAUUACUUGGAUCUGGUCAUUGCUCGAGUCCAGGUUCAGGUCAGAAUUCUGGACAUAAUUCGAUGGGAGGAGAUAUGUCAGGACAGUUAUUUUGGCAGCACAGCAGGGGAAGCCCUGAGUGUUCUCCAAUACCUAGCCCCAGACUGACAAGUCCUGGUCCUAGCUCCAGGAUACAUAGUGGUUGUGUCACUCCUCUGCAUCCACGGGCUGGAGGAACAGCCACAGAAACAUCAACAAGCUGGCAGGAGGAUGGGAAACAAGGUCAUCGGUUGCCACUUCCUCCUAUAACUAUUCCUAGUUCUUCCCCUCUCCCUACGUCAAGUUCGCCUCCAACAAUGUCCUCACUCCCACGAAGUCCCGGAAGGGCAGAGAAUCCAACAAGUCCUGGUUCACGUUGGAAGAAGGGAAAGCUACUGGGCACAGGUGCUUUUGGACAUGUUUACGAAGGUUUUAACAGUGAAAGUGGUGAAAUGUGUGCUAUGAAGGAGGUUAUACUAUUUUCAGAUGAUGCGAAGUCAAAGGAAAGUGCGAAGCAGUUGGGGCAAGAAAUUGCUCUACUGAGUCGCUUGCGGCAUCCAAAUAUAGUGCAGUAUUAUGGUUCUGAGACGGUUGAUGACAAACUGUACAUAUACUUGGAGUAUGUGUCGGGUGGCUCCAUCCAUAAGCUGCUUCAAGAAUAUGGGCAGUUUGGUGAACUGGCAAUUCGCAGUUAUACUCAGCAAAUUCUUUCAGGCAUUGCAUAUUUGCAUGCUAAGAAUACUGUCCAUAGGGAUAUUAAAGGAGCAAAUAUACUUGUAGACCCCAAUGGACGUGUGAAAUUGGCAGAUUUUGGGAUGGCAAAGCAUAUUACUGGGCAAUCGUGCCCCUUAUCUUUCAAGGGAAGCCCUUACUGGAUGGCACCUGAGGUUAUAAAGAAUUCAAAUGGCUGCAAUCUUGCUGUUGAUAUAUGGAGUCUUGGAUGCACGGUUCUUGAGAUGGCUACAACAAAACCACCUUGGGGCCAGUAUGAAGGGGUUGUUGCUAUGUUUAAGAUCGGGAACAGUAAAGAGCUUCCAGCAAUCCCUGAUCAUCUCUCAGAUGAGGGGAAGGAUUUUGUCAGGGAGUGUUUGCAACGCAAUCCUGUACGUCGUCCUACAGCUGCUCAGCUUUUGGAACACCCUUUUGUAAAAAAUGCUGCACCACUGGAGAGACCCAUUUUGGCCUCUGAGCCUACAGAAAUACUGCCUGGAAUUACUGAUGGAGUGAGAACUUUGGGUCUUGGGCAUGUGAGAAACCUUUCUUCCUUGGAGGCAGAAGGGCUAGCAAUCCAUCAGUCCAGAGGUACCAAAGGUGGCCCUGCAUCCAGUGAUAACAUGCUGAGGAACAUAUCAUGUCCAGUUUCUCCCAUCGGAAGCCCUCUUCUCCAUUCAAGAUCCCCCCAACAUGUGAAUGGAAGGUUGUCUCCUUCUCCUAUAUCUAGCCCCCGUACCACUUCUGGUUCAUCCACACCCCUCACUGGAGGAAAUGGUGCCAUUCCAUUUCAUCACCUGAAGCAGUCAGCUUACUUGCACGAAGGCUUUGGGAGCGUGCCAAGGUCUCCAAACGGUCUCUAUGUCAAUGGUUCCACAUAUCAUGACCCCAGGCCUGACCUCUCUCGGGGGAUGCAGCCCGGAUCUCAUGUAUUCCGGGAACUUAUGUCAUCCGAAAAUGAUUCUCUUAGGAAGCAGUUUGGAAGGCGUGCCCAUGGGGAUUCAAGGGAAUUGUAUGAUGGUCAGUCUGUGCUGGCUGAUAGAGUAUCUCAGCAGCUGUUGAGGGAUCUCAUGAAAUCAAAUCCAUCUCUGGACCUUGGUCCUGGCUCCCCAAUGUUACACCAUACCAAUGGUAUCUGACUCCACAACGUACCCCUUGGAGCAGGCUCCUGAGCAUAUAGGAUUCUUUUUGUGAGUCUGGAAGUUGAUUUAUAAGCAUAUUAUUGGCAAAGAAGGCUCAUUUGUACAAUAAGGACCCCCAUAGGAAAAUACUGGAAUAAGGUUGGAUCCUUGGAAGCCAAAGUGGCCAACAGAGGUUUCUCAUUAUGGUCUCCUUUCAGUUCCUCCAUAUAGUAAGCAACCUUGCUAUCCUAAUUCAUGUUUUGAUGCCCGAGCCAUCUGCACUCAAUUAAUUUUGACAUAUGACAAUUGCUGAAACAUGCUUCAAGCUUUUAAGCUAUUCUGCUGGUAUCAAGCUCAUUUUGUAUUGCUUUGUCAAUUUCUGCGGAACAAGAUAUGGUUGAAACUUGCCCGAGUCACUUGACUAAAUUGUGAACUAGAAAUCUGAUUUUGGAUGGGAGACGGAUUCCAAUGGCCGAAAAUUCAGCAGUUCCAUACAGUUAAAAAAAAAUAUCUUUAGUAGUGGAAAGAACUGUACAUUGUAGAUCAUCAUACAAAUGAAGAAGAGUAAGUUGGGAGAGUUAUUGGCAUUUUGG